GGAGUCUCAAGUUACGCUUGGAGCUGGUGAUUUGAGUUAUGGAAACCUUUAUGAGUUGACUACUGACUGAUGACUUCGGGAUAGACUCUGGUAUGGAGCUAUUUUCCAGCCUCAAUAACCGGCUUCUGUGGCGGUGGUCGCACGAGCCGUCACUAGAUUUCUUCUCAGACGUGUUUCGUCGCGGUUAACAUAUUGACUCGCAGAGUAUCCGCAAGCACCGUCACGCAUUAUGUGAACUGCUGGCGCUGCAUCGAGCAGGAGAGCCGAUUCGUCAGCAGGUUGAGGAAAUGGUCGCAGGAGCUUUAGCGGAUUCCGUGUUGUAAAAAGCAAUUCCGUAGAUUAAAGCCCGAAGGUGACGUUAACAGCGCUCCGGGAUUCACGGAAGCCAUGGCUGCAGGAAUCGUUGCGGAUCCCGUCGCCGCGCGAAGCGUCGGACCCGUGGAGUCCUCUCCACUUGGAUGGCCGCUGUAUAGGGGAGAGAAGUUGACACCUGUUUCUCGUGCCACGCCCGACCGCCGUAACUUAUUUAUCGACGCAGGAAGGCGACGCGAUAGGGUUAGGGACGAGCGCGACUGGUCCCGCGAAGGCGGGGCUGGCGAAAGGAGGGUAGCGCCACGUGGCACGCAGGAAGGCGAAGGUCAGCGCAAGCAGUCUCCACGUGGCAGUUCUGGAUUCGGCGGUGCCAACUCAGAGGUUUCUCCGAGGGAGCGGAAGCGGUACAGCUAUCGGGAGUUCAAUCCUCCUACCUCCUUUCCUUCUGGAACCAGCCGCACCACCCCUCCCCCUGCCCCUCCCCCCGACGUCCCUCCGCCUCUCGCUAUCCCCAUCCCCUUCCUCAACUUCCGCCGACGCUCUCGCUCCCCUAACCCCGCGCGCUCCCCCUCCCCCACCGGCGCACGCUCCCGCUCCCGCUCUCGUUCGCGCUCCCCGCACCGGCCCUGGCUCUGGUUUUCCUCCAACGCGGAACACUCUCCGCGCCAACCCCGUUCCCCUGGCCCUGUCCGCGACCCCGCGGCCGGCGCAUCCACCUUCCGCCAAGCAUCUCCCCGCGGGGACCCGCUUCACCAGGACCCUUCCGCCGGAGCUCCCCCCGUCGCCGCCGCUGCAGGCCCCUUUUCCGUGGCUGCUGCGCGGGUGACGGGCUUCUUCGGAAGAUCGCACGUCCGAAGCAGUUCUCCACGUCCGGCCCGAGCCAGGCCGCCCGAGCCUGAGGCGCAGGUAUGGGAUUACCCCGCCCCUGCCACGAGAGAGCUGGUGUCGUUCCGCGACCUGGUGGCGGGCGCGCGAGAGAGGGCGCACGCUAAGGGGCAAGCGGAGAGUGCCACUAACGCGGAUGCGGGGUUGUAUUCAGGCCAGUCGAUGGGCCACCAGCACGCGGAGUCGAAUUCUCGUGAUGUUACAGCGGGUAUUGACGUGGACGAAUCGUUUGUAGAGCCUGUGCUGCGCUCUGACAGGGCAGCCGGAAAAUUGCGCCUGAUUCCGCCACUUUCCGCUUUUAGCAUGCCUGGUGCUGCUGCUGCUGCUGCUGCUGCUGCUGCUGCUGCUGCUGGUGCUAGUAGUGCUGGCAGUGCUGGUGGCGAUGGCAGUGGUGCUGGUGUCAGUGGUGGGCGUGGUGGUAGCAGCGUUGGUGUUGGUGGCAACAGCAGGGGAGGAGGCGUUUCUGGUGGGGCGGAGAGGGAGGAAGCAGGGUGGGAGGAGGAGGGGCCGUCGAGUCAAGAGGAGGAUAACCCCUAUCUGAAGCCCGGGGUUUCUUACUACAGCAGCGUUACGAUCCCAAGGGUGAGGCAGGGAGAGUCGUCCCCGGACGGGAGGCAGGGAGGGGUGUCUCCUGACGGCGGCAGCACUGACAGUCACUUAGACGCAUCCUUCCCCCUGCCUCUGCCGCACACCUACCAUCCCAAUGAUAUCACCUACGGCGUUGAGAACUCGCCGUCGCCCAUCUUGUUCUCCCCGCCCCACCCCUCUCACCCUCACAACCCUGCACACCCGUCGCACCCCGCACACCAUUCGGCACACCACGCCUCUUCAGACCAGGGAGCUGAUCCCUACCGAGAUGACUCCCAGCACUACCAAUCCCUACAGCACGCACAGCAGCAGCAGCCGCAAGCGUAUCAAGGCCCCUCCCAGCAGCACCAGCAGCAGCAGCACGUGCCCCCAGCGGCGUAUCUCCUGCGCAAGACGCCAUCUGCGCUCAACCGCUUCUCCCUGCCGCGGAAGCCGGGGGAAGAGGAGGAGCAAGCCCAGGGCGCGGGGUCCGGGCGCCACGCAGAGAGCGGGGUGGGUCGGUCGGAAACCAUGGCGGGGCGGUCGAGGAGCAAAGGCAGCAGCCGGUGCUGCAGAGGUGGGGUGGAGACAGGUGGCGAGCAGGGGCAGGGACAGCAGGGGCAAGGGCAGCAGUGGGAGGAGGCGAAUGGGCAGUUGGAGAGUGAGGAGGAGGAAGAGGGGGAGGGGGAUGGAGUGAGUGAGGUGCCGUUUCAUGCGAUAGUGGCCGGUGCAAGGCUGAGGUCGGAUUCGUCUCUCUCCAUGUCGCUAAAGUCACUCUCUGUACCGUCACAUGGGUCAGUCCAGCAACCCCCGUCCGCAGCUGACUCGCAAGCACAAUCCGACUCCUCCUCCCACUCUCACUCGCUCCCUCACUCUCACUCUCAACACUCUCACUCCCACCACUCACACUCGCACACUCUCCAGCCACCCCACUCCCACUCCCACUCUCUCCCCUCCAGCGGCUCCCUCCCCCCGAGCAGCCUGCUGCGCGCCCCCAGCAACGUUCUACCAGCAGCCAGCAACAUCCUGCCGUCCAGCGGCCCUCUGCCCUCUAGCGGCUCUCUCCCCCCCUCUCUCCCCGGCUCGCUGCCUACUAGCGGCGCUAUUCCCGCCUCUCUCCCUACCAGCGGCCCUAUUGCCCUCACCCCAUCCGCCCAAUCCGCCCAAUCCGCCCAAUCCGCCUCCUCUGCUGACGUGGUUCCAUCCCUGGUAUCCUUCGUGCCUCUCCCCCUGAGCUCGGCGGGGCAUGGCGCUUCUGGUGCUGGUGCUGGUGAUUAUGGCGAUGGGGCUGGUGCUGGUGGUUGUGGUGGGAACGGGAAUGGUGACUAUAGCGAGCGGAUGGACGAGGAUGACCGUUUGGAUGCAUCAGACGGCGCAGAUGCGUCCGACAAGGCACACACGUCCAACGGUCAGGAUGCAUUGACGGGCAUGGGGGCGUCAGGCGAUGGUGCGGCUCCAUUCGUUCCUUUCGUUCCCUUCGUUUCCAUGCACGUGUACGCAUCAGAGCCAGCAGAGCUGGAGCCGUAUGCCAUGGGUGCCCCGCCUGACCUGCUGCCGCCCGCGCUCAAAACGCAGGGCUACCACUUUCACAGCGCUGCCCAUUCCCAUGCACACACCCACAUGCAUCCCAACAACCAGCCAUCCAGCCACCUGCAUCCCAGCAAGCAGCCAUCCAGCCCCACCACCGUGCUGCACUCCGCUCACUCGCACGCGCAUGCCCACCCCCCCUUGCACUCGCCCGCCCAUGCCACCACCCAUGCACUCACGCCCGCACACAUGCAGUCACACUCUACCACCCCCAACGGUCCCCCAGGCGACCCCUUCGGCCCCCUGCCUGCUGCGUUGAGGGCGGGUCUCCUCAGGCGACUGAAAGAGGACAGCCUCCUCGCUGCUAAUGCCAGCACUGCUGCUGCUGCACUUGCCACUGCCACUGCUUCUUCAGAUUCGGCUGGUGCUUCUGCCGCUGGUGCUGCUGCUGCUGGCAGAAGUGGAGCAGAGGAGGCUGCAGAUGCUGUCACCGCUGCUGCCGCCACUGCUGCUACGGUGGGUGGUCUGAGUGGUGGGGAUGGGGAGAGCAGCGAGGAGGGUAUUUCGAUUGAGUCGGUUGAGAGGGAUGGCAUGCGGUGGCCGACGGUGCCAGCUGCAGAAAUAGUGGAGCAUGAACAGGACACAAUUGGGUCGAGAGGAGGAGGGGAAGGAAGCGAGGGAGUGAGUGAGGGAGGGGAGGAGGAGGAGGAGGAGGAGGAGGAGGAGGAGGAGGAGGAGGAGGAGGAGGAGGAGGAGGAGGAGGAGGAGGAGGAGGAGGAGGAGGAGGAGGAGGAGGAGGAGGAGGAGGAGGAGGAGGAGGAGGAGGAGGAGGAGGAGGAGGAGGAGGAGGAGAAGGAGGAGGAGGAGGAGGAGGAGGGGGAGGAGGAGGAGUGGAGCGAGAAGGAUAUGCAGGCGCUGGAGCUGCUGAGGGAGGCGGCCAUACCGCAGCCCGUGGCAGCAUGGGGAGAGGUGCCUGCAGGGGGCGAGGCAGCUGCACAUGGCAGCAGCCGCGUGCAUGCGGUUCACCUUGCCUCUGCCUCUGCUGCUGCUUCUGAGACGCUUGGAGGGGGAGGAGGCCUGUCAUCUGCACAGGUGGACAUGGCUGAGGCGGACGGCCACGUGCCCGUGGCGCUGCAGCUGUUUGACCUCGCAGAGAGGUGCAACGCGCAGCCUGCGUCUGUGCUCGUCGCGGCACGCACUGCCUUCAUGCAGCGGCAUGGCCUUGUGCCCUCCGAACCUGUCGCUCCCCUUUCUUCCGCUCCUGCUGCUGUCGCUGCUGCUGCUGUCACUGCUGCUGCUGUCACUGCUGCUGCUGUCACUCCUGCUGCUGAAAGCAAAGCCCAGCCCACGGAACAUGCCAGUGAGAAAUCUCCUGCACCAGAACCUUCUGAGAAGAAUCUUCCUAGCAGCACAGCAGCAGACGCUCCUCAACCCUCAGCCAUCCCUGGGCCCCCCUCUGACCCCUCCACUCUCCCCUCCCCUCCUCCUGACUCCUCGCCCCUCCCCCUGCCGCCCCGCCUGGCGCCUGUGCUGCGCCCCUGCCGCUCGUCGCACCACCUGGUGGCAGUGUACAAUCUCAGGGGCGAGCGGGUUUCUGGGGACGACUGCAGCGAAAUGGGCGGGCGGGAGGGGAAGGGGGCUGGGUUGAGGGAGGAUAAGGGUACGAGUGGAGGGUUUGGGGUCGAAGCGAAAGGAAAGGCAGCGGAUGAGAUUGAGCCUGGUAUAUCACAGGCAGGGGCAGGGGCAGGGGCAGCAGCAGCAGGGGCAGAAGCUUCGGCAGCAGCGGCUGGAGUGGAAGUUGCAGAGGCAAGGCAAACGGGGCUAGAGGAAGGAGGAGAGAGAGUAGCGGGAGCAGGUGAAGGGGCGAGUGAGAGAGAAGCAGGAGCAGGUGAGGGUGUGAGUGUGUCAACCCCUGUGAGGGCUUGGAGUAGGGGGGCGAGGGAGAGGGAGCGGGUGAUGAGGGCUGGUGGGAGCCCAGGGCAGGCAGGCGAUGUCUCUGAUAACGUCCCUCCCACAGCUGCAAAAGGCGCUGACAACACCCCCUAUAGCGUGACUAGAGCAGCACCAGAUGGUGCUGACAACGUCCCCAGCACAGCAGCAAAAGGUUUUGACAACACCCCUUAUAACAUCGCUAGAGCAGCACCGGAUGGUGCUGACAACGUCCCCAGCACAGCAGCGUUUGGCAGCCCGUUCAAGCCUGCAGCAGGUUCACCCAUCCGGCCCCCAUCGUCUGCCUUAUCCCCCAUAAAGCCGUCCUCGUUUAACGCAGCAGCAGGCUCAUCGUCCGCAGCAGCGCUAGCUGGAGAGGGGUACGUCCUCCCCUCGCCGUCCCGCGCCUCCCGCACUGCCCUCUUCUUCGACACCGUCAAAAAGGCAGCUGGAACAACGGCAGGAGCAGCAGGAGCAGAGGGAAGUGGGUCAGGUGUGGCGAGGAGGGAGGGCGCUGGCGGCUCUGGGGGCAGCGUGGGAGGGGGCAGUCCGAGUGUGCUGGAGAAGCUGAGGCGAGCCAAGGCGCAGCUGAUGCAGCUGCAGCAGAGCUACCUGAAGGACCCGCCACCACACUCCACCGUCUCGUACUCCUCAGAAACUCCAAUCAGCUCGAAAGGAGCAGGAUUUGGCCAGGUUGGCUCUCAGGUGAAAACUCAGGUGGGAACAACAGCAGCAGGAGGGGACACAGGGGAAUCAGGAAGAAGAACAGCAGCGGAAGCUGUUGAGGAAGCAGUGGCGGAAGCAGCAGCAGCUGCAGCAUUAGGACCAUCCAGAGGUAUAGGGGCAGGAGCAGGAGCAGGAGCGGGAGCAGGGGGGGGAGCAGGAGCACGAGUGGGAGUAGGGACACCCGCCCUUCCCAGCCUAGGCUCUGAGUCCCCAGCCUCCUCCCCCCACAUCGUCUCCCUCCCCUCCUCCGCCUACUCCCACGCCUCCACUGCCCCUUCCCCCGGCGUCAUCACCCCGCUCUCUCUCGACCGCACCCCCAGCAGCAGCGCCCAGAGCAUAAGAUCCGAGCCUGACCCGCUGCUGCUCGGGCCCACGCCUGCGCGAACCGACGUGGCUCGGUACGAGAAGGCUCGGAAGGGCCUGCCGAGCCUGGACGAGGAGGCGCCGAUUGGUGGGUGGAGCUCGGAUGAAGGUGGGGGGUUAGGCUUGGGAAGACAGGCAGGGAGAGUGGCAGAGGCAGGAGCAAGGGAUCAGGCAAGGGAGGGAGAAGAAGCAGGGGCGAGUGUGGGAGAAGGGGAGGCAGAAGGGAGGAUAAGACAUUCUGGGAGGGAGGGAAGAGAGGAAGAGGGAGUUGGAAGCUCGAGAGCAGGUUCGGGAGUGAGGGGUGGAUGGAGCAGAGGUUCGGCAGGUGUGGGGAGGGCCGGAGAGUCCCUUGGAGAUAAAGCAGAAGCAGCAGCGGAUGGUGCAAGGGUAGGAGCAGCAGGAGCAGCGGGAGCAGCAGGAGGAGGAAAGGCAGGAGGUGAUGGGGACAUGGAUGCGACAGCAGGUGCCCAGCCAAUGUCAUGGAAGUCAGGAGCCAAUCAGGGCAUGACACUUCAGCAACGCAUGCGAGCGAGGAGGGAGGGAGCACAGGGAGGAGGGGCAGGAGGGAGGAGAAGGCAGUGGGUGAGGUGAAGGGUGGGGAGAGGUGCUGUGGCUGGGCGAGGUCAGAAUGAGGCAUGGUAGUGUGUUAAGGUAGGUGGAGAGGAGACAUAGGGUGGGUGAAAUAGUAGUUUGGGUCGGAGGCAUUGGGAUGGAAGGAAUGGUGCAGAGGGUUAGAAAACGUUUUACUACAUCCUUGUGAGAAGGGCAAAAUAUUGCCGCGGUGGGGGGAAGCAAUUUUCCUCCGAAUGAACCUUGAUUUUGCACGAGGUAGGUUGAUUAGAGAGGGAUGAUGACAAUUUUAGGGCAUUCCUCAUGCCCUAGUCAAUAGCAUGUUUUGCGUGAAAAGGCUUGCCAACUUACCAUUUUACUACGGUG
Molecule: messenger RNA, 7245 nt
Organism: Closterium sp. NIES-67
Lineage: Eukaryota; Viridiplantae; Streptophyta; Zygnematophyceae; Desmidiales; Closteriaceae
Source: the annotation of a GenBank genome assembly